Molecule: messenger RNA, 5477 nt
Organism: Vespa mandarinia (Asian giant hornet)
Lineage: Eukaryota; Metazoa; Arthropoda; Insecta; Hymenoptera; Vespidae
Source: RefSeq, a predicted model, not a curated record
AGAGAGAGAAAGAUCAUGAGGUGAAUGGGUGAGGGAAGCAAGAGAGCAGGGCGGUCGUUCGUCGUUCGUUCGUUCGUAUGUACGUUCGUUCGUUCGUACGUUCGUUCGUUCGUUCGUUCGUCUGUUCAGACGUCAAUCCUUUUUCGCGAACAUGUUUCGUUUAAAGAAUCAAUCCUGUGUAUUUGAUUAAUUCAAGGAUUUUUCAUAAUCUCCGAUCGUCCAUCAAACGAGUCAGGAAAAAGAAACGUUCGCCGGUUCCUUCAAAGAAAAAUUGUACGUACGUCACAACUAGAGAAAGAGAGAGAGAGAGAGGGAGAGAGAGAAAAGAAAGGGUUUUUUUCUGCAAGACAACAGACAGGAUCGAGGAACGAGCAAUAUAUCGGAGAAAGGACUAAAGACGCAGAAAUUAAGCCUGGUAUGAUAAAUGGUGGCGACCAGCAGCAUGGUGUAUGAGGAGAUAGUUGGAAUAAGGGGCAGCUGACCUCAGCCGCCGCGCACGCUCUUUACGCGCGAGAUGCCCCACAAUCUGAACUCGGCUUCCGCCAACUCCGCCAACACGGGACCGAAUCAUCAGGCUUAUCCUCACCAGCCUUAUCAUCGAAAUGGGGAUGGACUUCAGCCAGAGAAAGAACCGGUUGAAUUCGAUACGUCGCAUCUACGUGGUGCACCUGCCGAAGUGGAGGCAUUGGUACACAAUAUCAAAGACGUUGCACAACAAUUUCUUUAUCAUUGGAAAACAUUUCCCAUUGUCUUGCCACCUCCACUUUCGACGGGUACGGAAGGCGAGGACACACUCGCACGAAAGAAACAUCACUUGAGGGAUCUUUUCGUAGCACCAAGUUUCGACGAAUUGGAUGCAGUUGCAGUUGAUAGCAAAGGAGAACCCCGAAGGCUCACUAAUAAACAAUUAGAAAGCAUCAGAGAAAGAGGCUUGCACAAGGAUAAAUACGGAAAGCCGAAGAAGCUGAAUGCCACUCAGUUGGAGAGCAUUCGAAAAUGCGGGGAAUUUGAAGUGGAUUCAAUCAAUUUUGCUGGCCAGAUACAUCGAUGGCGAUUAAGUGCUCUUCUUCAACGUGGAAGAGACAGAAGGCGCGAAGCAUUACUCAGAGAUCUUGCCUUAGCUACUAGAUUUCUUGUAGUAACAGCAAAAGCUAGAUUAAUAUCCCAUUGCUUCAGUGUUUCGCAAUCUUUUAAAGCAUUCUUAACAGGAUUUUUACGUCUUCUCGAUAUAAUAAUAGGUGUGCCAUCUCUGCAAGCACACAAUUUAGAUGCCAAAAUUAGAGAAGAACGUUGUCGAUAUUUAGUCGCAGAAUUAGUAUGCAGACCGGAGUAUGAAGAUUCAUUGGAACUACUUUGUGGAUUUGUGAGGAAGCAACUGCGCCGAGCAACAAUGGAAAAAUUCGAGGUGGAACGUGAAUCAUCUCAGUUAUUACCUGUUCCAAUUCCUUUUGUGUUUGGUACACCUGGUGGAGCUGCAGUUGACCUGAGAUUAUUUAGCAGAGACAUUAUCAGAAAGGCUUUACCAAUACUAGUCUCGAUUUUAGAGAGAGAAACUCGUGGCUGGUUUCUUCAUUUUAGGGAAAGACUGAUAUCAGAAUUAAGAGCACAGAAAAAGCCAGACGAGGAAAUAGAAAGAGAAGUUAAUGAAGCGGUAAUGAGGGAAUAUUUACAAAGAGUAUAUACCAACAUCUUGUCGCAUCCGGAUAUACUUGGACUCGGUGAAGGUAUUGCACAACUUCUAGUUCAACAAGCGCAAUCGGUUGUAUUGAUGCACAGAGCGAUUGAAAAUGUACAACGAAAGUUGUUGCAAACGAAGGAGUCUUUAAGACGUCGUAUUGAACUAGAACAUCCGGUUUUAUCACGAAUACAACCAUGGAUGCGAGAUCGUAUGAGAGAAGCUGAAGACAAUUUUAUAGAGGAAUGCGAAUGGUGUGCGCACGAAGAAGGUCUUACAUUGUGCAGUCAUCAAAAUUUACAACAAACUUGUUACUUUCUCAAUCGUGAUUUAGUUUUUAUGAAAGAGAGAGAACCAGUUUUAUUAAAAGAAUUACGCAAAGUUAAGACACCAACAAGGAGCUUCCAAUGGCCGACACAAAUAUGGCUUCCAAAAAAUUGGAUAAUAAGACGAAAUUUUCAAGGUCAAUCUGAAAUCAUUCCAACAGUAUUAAGCAAUACACCAACAUCCAUUACAACACCACGCGCAGAUCCAAGUCAACCUGUUUUCUUAGUUGAAAGAGAAAUUGUACGUACAACGACAACUAGGUGGCCAAUGUGGCGUUGGAUAAAUUACAUAGCAAGAACAUGGUGUUGGACUUGGAAUGCGAUGUUUCUCUUGGGAGUAGCAGUUCCAUGGUACAGUCCAGUAUCUAUCCGUGCUUUGUUACUUGUGCAACCUUUUACUCCUGAUUUAGAAUUAAGCCAAGUUAAUGGAACAUUAUUUCCACGAAAAUCUUCACAAAUGCCUACUCUCUGUUCUCGAUUAGUAGCACUGUGGAGGCAUAUCAGUAAAAGUCGAACUCAUUUUGAAACAGAACCUGAUACAGGAUUUAUUGGCAAGGGAAUGACAAGACAUUUAAAUAGGCUAUGGAAUUAUGGUGCCAAAGGCCUUUUAGGAACGCUUGUUAUAUUAUUUGUUUUUCCUGUCGUAUGUAUACUUGCAAGUUUUGGAUCUCUGCUUAUUGCACUCACUGCAAUUAUGUGGAUGCCUUUAAUUACUUUAACGUUACAUGCUUUCAUGGCACUUAUAAUGGAUUUAGAUAGUCCAGAACCAAGUCGCAAUCGCUAUUUAGUUGUAAUGGAAGCAUUGGUUUGGAAUAUUGGUAUACAAGGAUGUUUACAACCAAUAGCAGCUUUAAUUGUAGCUCUCUUUGUAUGCCCUAUUAUUUCUUUUGUGAUACUUACUGUUGCUGUAAUACGUUAUUGCAUUAGAGUAGUAUGGGAUACAGCCAUGUUUCAUUUGGUAAUCAAAAAUAGAGGACGAAUUCCUGCUAGUGACAGUUUUGUAGUCAAAAGAAUAGCAGGACCGGGAUUAGCAUCGGAUUAUUAUUAUCAAAUAAGACCUGAACAAGCAUUGGCCGCGUUUGAAGCUAAAUUAGAGCUGGAUGAAUUAUUAGCUUUUCAACAAGAAACGGAGAGAUUAAUAACUCAACCGCAAAGAGAUUUUAGCCAGUUCGUAGAAGCUUGCUUUGGCCCUUUUGCAGCUGGUCUUGCAAAAAUAAGAGAUCCGUACAAGUCGCUUGAGAAAGAAGCUAGAGAUCUUAUCGCUGUUCUGCAUGAAAAAUUAGAACGACGAAGGAAAAACUUACAAACUGGACUCGGUGUGGCCGUAAGAAGCAAGAUAAAACUUACAACAUUUGAUUUGAAGGUAGUUAUACAACAAGGUGCACUGAUGUUAGAAAGACUUUAUCCAUUACACGUUUUUGCCCGUCUACCGGGAAACGAAGAGGACUUUUGGGAAAAUAAAGGAUUGGGUGUUGGUGAUUGGGCAGGUUUAGCAGGGCUUAUGUACGCCGAUAUAUUUAGUUUGGAUUUUCUUCAACCCCUCGAUGACUCAGAUACAAAAUUCAGAUUAGAACCACAUCCGGGUGUUGAUUUGUCACGAUACACAGAUAUGGUUCAUAGUACAGAGUUAGGUGGUAUUAACGGGCCUGAUUUAUUGGGUGCAGUGUAUGCACCACGUGGAAAUAUCCAAGUACAUAGCCCGUAUCUGGAAGUUUCAGCAUUUAAUCCACGAGCUAAGCAAGCCAGUAAUAGCAAGAAAUCUGAUAAACGAUGCGACACUAACGGUUUAUUAACAUCUACUAAAGUAAGAAGGCGUACAGUUUCAGCAAAUGGUAGUGUAGAUGGACGAUGGCAACCAUGGAAACGUCAGCUUCGACCAUAUAGUGCUGAAAAAUUAGUAAUUCCACUUCCUAUUCCACAUCCGGCACAUAUAGCUAUUACCAUUCAUAAUCGUGAUUCUGAAGAUCCAAUUCCAUUAGAUUCAGAGCUCUGUCAAAAUAUUUUACGAGCUAUUGAAGAAUCACCGGGUGAAAUGGCUACGGAAUGUGUAAGCCGUUACAGAGGUGGAGGAGAUUCUAGUUUUGAUUCCGUUGCAUCACAAUCUUCUGUCUCUAUUGAGACAGGUUUGGAUAAAGACAAUGAUGAAACUCAAGAGACUGCAAAUAACGAUAAGGAGGGUGAAAAUUAUCAUUGGACUCUUUCAAAUUGGGGUGGCGGUGUGACAAGAAGAAGAAAUAAUUCUGGAUCCAUUAAAGUUGAUUUAGCUUCCCCAGAAGAUGUUACUUUGGAUACGGACACAACCAGAGUAAUGUUUAGUACAUAUGGAACAACUGUGUAACGUACAUCUCUUAAUUGUAUCAGGUAAUGUAUUUGCGACUUAAAAACUUUUCAUUCUUUAAAAAACUAGGGAGAUGUGAAUUUUAAAUUUAUCAAUUUUGCCUAAUAUUUCUGUAGAUUAUAUCAAUGACAAGCAAAAUAAUUAGAAUGACUGUUGAUCUGCCACCAUAACUCUAGAAAUCAAUUUUAUUAUGAGUUUUCUUCACAUAUUCUUAUUCUGACUACGAAUAUAAUAUAUAUAUAUAUAUAUUAAAAAAUGAUUUAUGAGUAUGCACGAACAAUAUACACGAUUAUGACAACUUCUCAAUAAAAUUCAAUGCAUUGAUUAAUAACAUGAUAAAAAUCAAAUAAAAGCAAAGUGUUAGUGACAACUUGAUGGUAAUGAUAUAUUUAAAUUAUAUAAUUAUCAAUGGUUAGCCUAUAUAAAACAAUAUAAACACCAAUCAACAAUAUAAGAAUAUUUCUGCACCAUAUUAUCUUCUUCAAUUUUUUUUCUUCAUUACUAUUUACUUUUCUGUAUAUUUAUUUCGACAAGUAAUUGUUGAAAAAUAAUUGAUAACAUUAAAGCUUAUAUGCUAUAAUGUAUUCUCUAUGCCUAAUAAUACAUUCUAAACGUAUAUAAAAAUGUAUUAUAGCAUAUUUAAUGAUUUUAUAGAAUAUCUUUAUAUAAUAGUGUAUCUUUAUCUUAUCUUCAAGUUAAACAUUUCUAAUAGUCAGCAGAGUGGUAGAUAUUUAAACCUCAUUGCAAAGUCUGGGAUGCCAUUAUAGAUUUGUAAUAAUAACAAACACAAGUAGUGAACAAAAUAAAAAAAAAAUGUUCACACCGUUCGAAUAUGUUAAAUUGAAUUAUCAAUGAAAAUUUAACUUGAAAUUAUAUUUAGAAAAAAUAACUCUCUCGUAUUUACAUAUUGUAUAUAGAUAGACAAUUGUAUAAAUGAACUCGUUAACGUACAUAGUUCACCAUAUGUAUUUCCUUGUUAUUUACUCUAUAUUAGAAUGAAUUCUAUUAAAUAUGUGAAAGUGUGCUCUUAUGAACAUAAUAUACUUACUUUUAGUAGUUGUUCUAUUGAUUUUGACAUAAUCUCACUUUAUAAGCCAUUCCAUUAAACUUGCUUAUUCUCAAAAAAUAUAUAAAAGUA